AUGCAAGAGGAAGAAGAUGUGGUGGAGAUCAGGAGAGCUCUUGCAACCGGGAAAGAGACGUCGAGUACAAUGUCUUCAGUUCCACCCAUUGUCUGCUACUGUAUUGCGUCGAUUCUGAUGACUGUGAUAAAUAAGUUUGUCGUAUCCGGUCCGGAAUUUAGCAUGAAUUUCCUACUCUUAGGCAUCCAAUCAUCCGUCUCUGUUCUCUGCGUUCUCAUCGUCAAGCGCUCAGGGUGGAUCUCAUUCCGUUCGUUCGACUCGCGCGACGCCAAGGCAUGGUUCCCCGUCAGUUUCCUUCUUCAACAUCUCAGCAUACCUAUGUACACAAUUUUCAAAAACCUGACGAUCAUCCUCAUCGCUUACGGAGAGGUCAUUUGGUUUGGUGGACGGGUCACCGGGCUCACACUCAUUUCGUUCGUUUUCAUGGUCUUCUCCUCCGUAAUUGCCGCGUGGGCUGAUAUCAGCGAGGCAUUCACUGCUGGCGACCCUGCUGUUGUGGAGGGGCUUGGCAUGCUCGCAACGAUGAAGGGAGUUGUAACCAAUCUCAACGUUGGAUAUUUUUGGAUGUUCUUGAAUUGCGCGACGAACGCAACUUAUGUUUUGUCGAUGCGCAAGCGCAUCAAAGUGACCGGAUUUUCGGACUGGGACACGAUGUUCUACAACAACUUGCUCUCUAUUCCUGUUCUCGCAACAUUCUCUGUCAUUGCGGAGAACUGGGGACACGAUAAUCUCGUGCGCAAUUUCCCAGCAGAAAGGCGUAACGUGUUGUUAUUUGCAAUCGCCUUUUCAGGAGCUGCCGCAGUGGGAAUAUCAUACACGACAGCAUGGUGUAUUCGAGCGACGAGCAGCACGACAUACAGCAUGGUCGGUGCAUUGAAUAAAUUGCCAGUGGCGGCGUCGGGGAUGAUCUUUUUUGAGGACCCUGUUACACCGGGGUCCGUGUCUGCAGUAGGAGUAGGGUUCCUUGCGGGACUGGUGUAUGCAGUGGCGAAGAACAACCAGAAGAAUGCGGAGAAUGCGGCGCAGCUCGGACAAGGUGCUAUUCCACUCACACGGAAGUCAUGA
Molecule: messenger RNA, 1065 nt
Organism: Fibroporia radiculosa
Lineage: Eukaryota; Fungi; Basidiomycota; Agaricomycetes; Polyporales; Fibroporiaceae
Exons: 8
Coding region: 1-1065 (354 amino acids)
Cellular component (GO): Golgi apparatus
Molecular function (GO): antiporter activity; GDP-mannose transmembrane transporter activity
Source: RefSeq, a predicted model, not a curated record